Molecule: messenger RNA, 1104 nt
Organism: Paramecium primaurelia
Lineage: Eukaryota; Ciliophora; Oligohymenophorea; Peniculida; Parameciidae
Source: the annotation of a GenBank genome assembly
AUGGAUAACGAAAAAAUUAUCAGAUGGAUAUGUCCAGAUCCUAAUUGUAAUUUGGGAAGAGUUGUAGAUACUGUUCCUGAAUUAUUAUUACAUUCAAAAUAACAACAUAAAUUAAUUAAGUUUGAUAAAUUUAGAGAAAUGAUUAUUAGUGUUUUUGAUGAUAGUAAUCUCUCUCGUUUAUAAAAUGAAUAACAUUAUCUAGGCAUCAUAAACAAUAUUUAAAAUCUUAUCACUUUUCUAAAAGAAUCAUUGCAAAAUUUUGAAAAGACUUUUAAAUAGUAAAUUUUGUACACCUAAAAAUUCUAGAAAAUUAGAUGAUUUCUAUGAACAAAUACAUCCUCGUAAAAUGUUUAUUGAAGUCACUUAAGCUAUCAUGAAACAGGAAGAUAUAGAUAAAGAAAUAUUGACUAUAUAUUUGGAUAAUUACAUUAAGAAAUUUGAUAUUAGUUAGAAAACUUAAGAAAAACUUGAUAAAUUAUAAAGUUAAAUAGAUAACUUUUGUUAAUCACAAUAAUCAGAUUUAAUAAGUUUAUUUGAAAGACAAUUAUAGAUUCGUGAAACAGCUAAUGUUGUCAAAGUAUAACAAGAAAUAAUUCCUCUAGAAUAAAUUUAAUAAUAAAUUUAUUAAUUUGAUAUCAAUAAAUCAAGCAAAGAAAUCAUAUUUACAAAUAAUUUGAAAACUGCAAAAGCAAAAGAUACUAAAUGUUUUGUUUACUUUAAAGGUGUUGAAGAAUAAAAAAAAGUCUUUAUGUAAGUUGAAUUGACAGUAUUAAAUGAUGAUGAUUAUAUCUUCAAUAUAGGUGUUGUUAAUGCAAAUCAUAAUUUAAAUGAUUAUGAAGGUUGCUUCCUAUUAACAUAAACAGGAACUUUUCUUUUAGAAAGAGAAACUUUAUAAUCUAAACUUAAAGUAAAGAAUGGUUCAAAAAUUAAAGUAAGGUAUGCUAAAAAACAUCCUAAAAAAUUAUUCUUCUAGGUUGAUAAUAAUUUAAAUGUAAAAUUAUACUAUAUAAUAUUUAGGAUAAAAUUUAGUUGAAUAAUGAACUCCAUGUAUUUUACUUCAUAAUUAUUAUUAAAAAUGCUGAGGUUUAAUUAUAAUUAAAGUGA